Alligator mississippiensis (American alligator) is the source of this 4885-nucleotide messenger RNA. RefSeq names its product INO80 complex subunit C (gene INO80C). The annotation marks the transcript as partial. The record is from RefSeq and is a predicted model, not a curated record. Gene Ontology annotation, biological process: chromatin remodeling. The transcript is spliced from 5 exons. Gene Ontology annotation, cellular component: Ino80 complex. NCBI's taxonomy places the organism in Eukaryota, Metazoa, Chordata, Crocodylia, Alligatoridae.
CGCCGCGACCUGAGCCCAGCCCCUACCCCCGGCCCAGUCGCCGGAAGACGCUGGCGUCGCGCGCGUUUGCGGGCUCAGCUACGCGGGGCAGGCGGCGGCAUCGGCGGCGCUGGAACGUGCGAAGUCUUCCCCCCACCCCCGCCUCACCGGGGAAGAGGUUGGCGGCGCGCGCGCCCUGGCCGCCAUCAGAGUAUUGGUGGAGAGGCCAUGAAUGAGAAUAAAUUUCUGAGCACAGAUCCUGGUACAGGGCCAAUGGAAGCAGCUAAACCAUUGCCAUUCAAGGAUCCAAACUUUAUGCACUCUGGCAUUGGUGGAGCAGCAGCUGGCAAGAAGAACAGAACUUGGAAGAACCUAAAACAAAUUCUUGCUUCUGAAAGGGCAUUACCAUGGCAACUAAAUGAUCCUAGCUAUUUUAAUAUUGAUGCUCCUCCUUCCUUUAAACCAGCCAAGAAAUACUCUGACAUUUCAGGACUUCCUGCCAAUUACACAGACCCACAGAGCAAGCUGAGAUUCAGUACCAUUGAAGAAUUUGCCUACAUUCGCAUGCUGCCUUCAGACGUUGUUACAGGUUACCUGGCUCUAAGAAAAGCAACAAGUAUAGUUUCCUAAAACUUCAAAAAUGUUACUGAAUGAUUCAUCAUGAAUAGGGAUAAGAUUCAGCAUCUCAGCUGAGACCGUGGGGUUAGGGUUUUAACCAAUGUGUUUCAUAUUUAUUUGAAAGUGGCUACUAUUGAAAUGUGGAUUGAAAAGAAUAUUUGAUCUUCAUUUUGAUAAACGAUUAUAUUUUCUGGCUUACCGACUUGUAAACAGGAUCCAGUUCUGGCCCCAGAAAAGUCAACACAAGUUAUGCCGCUGAUUUCAAUGCGACUUUAGGUGAGGGUGUGAAGGAAUGAGUUUUGUACAGGACCUGGGACCAGGAACUGAGUCCAAACAUGCCUCAAACUCCCUUUGUGGCUCUGGAGGGGCCACAAACUGUGGGUUCCCAUUUUCCCCUAUCUGCAGAAUGGGUAAAGUACUUCUGAGUACCAUUGUGGGGAUGAACUGAUGAAUGUAUAUGAAGCAUUUUGAAGAAGUGCUUUGUCUAAGUGCCAACAGGAAAGUUGUUUUGUAAUAUAGAAACUCAUCUGCACACACUACCAUUCCUGGAGCAGCUAGGGUGCACACCAUGUGGGUCAACUCUGGACCCAGAGGUAUCACUAGAGGAUGGAUGAUGGGGCUCCAUGAGCUGGAUCUUGUGAUACCCCUCCCUUAAAUGGCUCUGACCCUUCUCCCCUGUAAUGGUAAUUAGAGAGGCCCUGUUACAGUUCCCAGCUGUAAAUACCCACUUCACAGAGGUGCCAGCCUACAGGCCUGAGUUUGAAAUUUCUGAAUCCAGUUGACAGAUGGGAUAUUAACUGCACCCCUCUCUAGUAUCUCCUAUUGCCUGGCUUCUUUAGCUGCUUCCUGCUGUGAAUUCCAAUCCUAGCUCUGCACAGAAAGAACAAGGAGCUUUGGACAUUGACCCUGGGUUGGUGAACACCAUUCCCAAAAGUAAGGCAAAAAAUCUCAAUGUUACUCCACCCAAGCCCCUUUUUUGGAUGUGGUCCUUCAUGAAUUGUAAUGCUCAGGUUAAAGAAAAACUGAGUCACUGUACUGUAAUGGCCAAGUGUAGUAGCUCUAGUCUAAUCCCAACCCUGCUACUGACUUCCUUUGUGAUCCUUGGUACAUCAUUUCACCUGCCUUGCCUUCCUCAUUGUGAAAUGGGGAUAACCUAAUUUAAGUUUCUUAUCUCACAGGGACACAGUGCGGCUAAGUUAAUGUUUACAACGUGUUUUGAAUACACUGUCCUAUACAAGUGUUAGUUACCACAUAAAUGCCUCUACUGAAAAAAUGAAUAUUCAAGGUGAAAUGAAUAUUGACUUACUUCCAACUCCUGAACAAGGUAGGCAGUAAUGGGACAUAUUACAUUUACUAAAUAAAUCUAGGAUUUAAUGCCUAUUUUUUAUGAUCUAAUACUCACAAAAACAAGUUUUAAACAUCUCUGACAUGCUUACAGUAGAUCCCCCAAAGCCCUGGAUAACAGACAGUGCCACAACUGUUUGCAGGCAACGGAGAAUAUUACGACAAUAUCUCUCUUGAGGCCCAUAAACACCAUAGGCAGAUUCCCUUUGCAUGUGGGCUUUAGAAGGGUUUUUUAACUUAAAUACUAAAAAUGCAUCUGAGAUAGGUUGAACUCUGAUAUGAAAAGAAAACAUAGUACUCCAAUCAGUAUUGCUGCAAAUAACCAGACAGCAGCUCAGGAAAUUGGAGUUAACCACAGUUUAUUGGCUCCUACAAGUAUUUUUAAAAUUAUCUUGGAAUGAACCCAUUAGGGAAUGCUAUUACAUACAAUUACUCUCAGGAAUGCUGUUCAUGUGAUUCCCUACAGUUAUGCAUGGUAUCACAAAGUGUCUCCUUCUUUGAUUAAUUAUAAUCAGAUUUGUUUCAGAGUUUCUACUGUAUUUGGGUACAUUAAAUAGCAUUUUUUCAGAAUGCAAGUCAUUCCUGGAGGAAUGGAAACGACUGAUAAAUGCAUUUUAAGAUUCAGAGAUCUACCUUUUUCACUGCCCCCACCUUACCCCCAAAGCUCCUCUCUGAACCCAUUAUGUCUUUUUGGUGAUUGUUAGCUUCUUUUUUUAUUCCCCACUUCCUCAAGGCUUCAUUCCUUCACUUCAUUGGCUAUUGCUUCUGUUUUCAUGAUUUCUAGUGGUUUACAGUCAAAGUUGUAGUCAAGACAGGAAGUGGUGGAAGCCAUUUCUGUGAGAUAUGCAACAUUAAGCUGAACAAAGUCAAUUUAUUAGGUGUUGUAUCCAAAAUAUACUUGAAAUUGCAGGAAGCUGGACUAGUAGAUCUUUUCUGUGCCCAGUACCUGUUAUUCAAUUUGCUGGAUUCUUUUGUCUUUAAUAUAGGGACCUGCUACUGCUUCUCUUAGCUUCAGCAACAGCAGGAUUGAGGAUUAACUACAUAAUUAUAUCUACUCAAAUGCAAACAAACCAAGAGCUGAUAUAUGUGACUGGGAAGCAGUUUUUUUUAAUGUAUUUUUGUGGGCUACUUUAAGGGAAAUGAAGACCAAAAAGAAUAUUCACCCUUAUAAAUAAAAAAACUUUAUAGUUAAAUUGGAUCGAGAAUCCAGAACCAGAAAGGAGUUUGAAAAAGAAAACAUUGACAUGGUCCCUUAUUUUUCACUGAAUGGGAAUUUCAUUCAGAAAAUGGAUUUUGCCUAAUAAUGUAUUCAUAUGUAUAAAAUUGACAGGCCACAAUCCUAUUAUUGUCUUUCUAUGAAAUAGUUAUCCCUUGUUAUUAAUGAUAAUAGACCAGAGGUUGGCAACCCAGGGGUUCCUUGCAAGUUGGAUCUAGCCUGUGGAGCCAGCGAAUCUAACCCAUGGAGUUCAGGCUUUGGCAGUAGGAGAAUCUUCUGUGCCAUGGUGAGAAGCAGCAGUAGUAGAUGGGUCCUAGUGCCAACUAACUUCAGACCCAAGUUGGGUCAUUUCAGUGUGUGGCCAAGAAGGGCUGUCAGUCACUGAUACAGACCACGUCAGUGUCAAGUAUAUUUACAGGACUUGGCUCUAUUAUAUCACCUUGCUGUAGCAUUUUCCUGGUUAUUUCUCUGAUAACCUAAUAGCACAAGUUGCUAAGCACCCUCAACUCCCAUGGAUUCAUCUUCAGAACUUUGUUCUUAUUCCUCUUUGAGGAGAAAUGACUGUCUACCUGUCUACUAGAAAUUAAGACUCUAUGUUUCCAUACUACUAUGUGACCUACUAGCUAUUGUUCUGCUUACCAGGCUUUUGGUUUGAAGUAAGGUACAGUUACUAUAGGUGUGUGGUAUAGAACAUAUCUUCGAGGUCCGCGGUCAGAGCACCCUUCUCACUAUGGCCCAGGGAUGGGGACCCCCCAGGGAACCACUGAACAAGAGUUUUCCGAGGACAUAGAAGCAGCAAGGGAACACACCUAAAAGCAUCAAAACUCUCAAUUACUCAAGGGUACAAGGAGGAAGUAGGACAUUUAAAAAUGAAGAAUAGCAAAGGAAAGGUGACCAACUAGGCCCCAUUCAUUCUGUUAUUAAUAGAAAUGUUCAAUCCCCCAUCUGAUUAAAUCACUUUCCUGAAGGAGAAAUGAAUAAUUACUAAUAAAUUAAAGUGCAAAGCAUUUAUCACUUGAGAAUUUGCAAACGUGUUUUGAGGCUUCUUAGUAUUUGCAUUUUUUUUGCAUACGGUUUGCAUAUUCAGAGAAUAGGCCAUUUUCUUUUGAGACACAGCACAGAAGGGAGGUCGUUCACAGAUUUCCUGUCAGAUCCUGAAAGGAUUUGGCUUCAUGCUGUUUGUAGAAGGAGACCUAGUCAAGCAAUCUGAACAUUACCUCAGAACACUUCAAUCACACCAAGAUGAUGAUACCAUAAAUACUAAAAUUCACAGAAAUCCUUUUUUAUUUUUUCUCCUUUUAGUGUGUGUAUUUUGAUUACAAGUCACUUUUCUUCGCCUGCUGAAAAGUGGGUGGGCUCAAAUACAGCAAUAUAUUUUCAUGUACAAAAAAGCAUUUUAAGUCCAGUUGGCAUCUAUAAGUAUUGCUUGACUUGGCUUUUUAUUAUCUGAGGAGCUUGCCAAAUCCAGUACUUUCAGAUGAUUACAGUAUUGUAAAUCACAGUCUACAAACUGCAAUAGCUGUAAUCUCUUGGGAGACCUACUAAUAACUAAUAAACUGCAUUUAAACUACUAGUAAAUAUUGCUUAUGUAAAUGAAUAAGGUUCAUGACCUGAGAUUAUGCAUUUUAAGUAUGGAACAUUGCCUUCCUUAAUGCAGUAGCUUGAAAUCAGUAAGAUCUAUGUAUUAACUGUACUCAAAAGCAAUAAACAAUUGCUUAUUGUUGCCAA